Molecule: messenger RNA, 708 nt
Organism: Quercus lobata
Lineage: Eukaryota; Viridiplantae; Streptophyta; Magnoliopsida; Fagales; Fagaceae
Exons: 1
Coding region: 146-496 (116 amino acids)
Source: RefSeq, a predicted model, not a curated record
ACAACUUGUCCAAGGGCAUACAUUAGAACUCAGCAUCAAAAUCAUUGAGAAACCUUAAUAGAUUAGAGGUCCCUUGAGUUGAGCUUGAAGCCUCACAACAUUUCUCUUCCUGUGCCAACUACAACCAGCUAGUCUCCUAAAACUCAUGGCCGCCACCACUACCUCUACAAGCUGUUCUACCUGCUUCAAUUUUCAAUCCAAAACGGUUGAGCCAAGGCCCCUGACCUCGCCGUCGUCGAGCCACGGCUCACCCGGGUGUGGCAAGCUUGAUGGGGUGGCUAUGUGGUUCAUCAAUGGUGUCACCACCGCCUUUUUCGCAUCUUUGGAACGAUGUUCUUGCAUCCGUAUUGCCACAACUGAGGAUGAUGGUGAUGAAGGCAAUGACUUGCCAUUGAUUUUCAAUGAUGGAAAUUUUAGGCACGAUGGUGGAAGUGGCACAACUAGCAAGAGGAGGACAGGGAAAGGCAAGAAGGGAGGAGCACUUAUUGAGUACUAAAAGAAUUUUUAUGAUAAAAGUGAAAAAAAUCAAGGUUCUUUUUUUUUUUUUUUUUCUUUUGGGGGUAAGUAAUUUCUGAGGAAGUUCUUGGAGUUGUGGAGUUUGUUUCAUAUAAUAUGGUUUUGGAAGGAAAAACAUGAAGAAAAGGAGUUAUGUUUAUUGCUUUUGAACCUGUGAUGAAUAUGAUCCAAUCAAUAACUGCAUUUAAAUUA